AUGUCGACCGCGACGCUUGCCGGCGGCCGCGCCUCCGUGCUGCGAUUUGCCGACGACGACGACGACGACGACGCGGAGCGGCAGGAGCGGCUGCGGGAGUUGCGGCGGGACGGGGAGUACGAGCGGCUGCUCGGGAGCGACGGGCUGGCGGAGGCGCUGAUGUACGGCGCCAGCACCCGCGAGGACCGCAUCAUGCAGAUGGACGCGCUGGUGGAGACGCAGCGGAAGAUACCCCGGCGCGGCGGCACGGCGCACGUCGUGGUGCUCUCCGCCAACGCGCUCACGAUGGCGAUCAUGGCCUCGCAGCUCGCCAUGCACCGCUGGAGGGUCACGGAGGCGCAGACGCUUACCGAGGCGACCGCCGUCAUUCAGCAGCAAAUCCUGCGGGCGCGGAAAAGCGGCUUCACCGUCGGGCGCGCGGUGGCGGCGGCGUCUCCGCCGCGCACGAAGUCCUUCACGCGCGGCUCGCAGUCCGCCGCCCGCGCGACGGACGGCCGGGGCGGACAAAUCCGGGCGGACGAAACGGGGGAGGCGGCGGAGACGGCGAGCGCCGCCUCCUCCGUCUGCAGCGCGGAGGGGGAGGAGCCGGCGCUGAACCCGCCGCCGGACGACAUGGUGGCGCGGCUGGUUGUGGUUGACGUCUGCACCCACGAGCCCUUCCGCGACAUCGUCGGGCACCUGCGCUUCUACGACCGCGAGCACAACCUGGGCCUCAUCAUUGCCCUGAUGCUGCACGAGAACUACGACAGCCACACUCCCGGGAUGCUGCGCCUGCCGAAGCACACCAUUACCGUGGCGGAGGCGUACGGCCUCGGCUACGACUUGGUGCUGCGCCGCUGCUUCGACCACGCCGUCGUCAACUUCUUCACCGAGCUGUUCAUGUCGGCGACCGGGCGCUGGUGCAGCGACAUGCGCGCCAGGGGGGUGGUGGGGAACUACCGCGGCAUGCGGCAGAUCCUCCUCGAGAACGACGAAGCGGGGCUGCGGGACAGUCUCCGCGCCGGUCUCGAGGCCCGCGACGGCAGCUGCAACAGCGCCGACGAUCUCGGCAUCCUGCGGGCCCUGCAAAACAAGCACAUGUCCCAGACGCAGGCCUCGAGCGUGAUGCUGCACCCGCCGGAGCUCUCGAUGAUGAGCGUGCGCAGCGCCGUCGGCAGCGCACAUCCGCAGCAGCAACGCACGCAGCAGCUCGACUCCAUUUUUGGCGUGAAGGACGUCCUGUCGCAGGUCAUGUCUCCGGCGAGCAGCGUCAAGCACGUCGCGAAGCGUUUGUUUCGUCCGUCGGCCUCGCAGCGCGACCUCCACGCCGGCACCAUGAGCAGCGGAAGAGAGGAGGGCGAGGAGGGCGAGAGGCUCUACGAGGACGUGCUCCUGGAGGAGAAGGACGAGGUGGAGACGGCCGUUGUCGCCGCCUACAAGGAGGAGGUCCUACGGCUGCUGACGGAGCUGGAGCGGAGCGAGCGCACCGUCUUCCUCCUCAGGGAGGAGGUCACCCACCUGCAGGAGGUGGUCUUCUCCAACACAAACUUCGCCACCAUCUCCUCGCGCCCCUCCAUCUCCUUCGAAGACACCGCCCUGGACAACUUCACCUCCAUCUCGAAGGAGCAGCAGAUCAUCAUUCUGCGGCAGCGGCUCCUGUCCGUCACGGAAAAGCUCUUGGCGUACGAAACGCAGCAAAAGCUGCGGCAGCGGGAGAGGAAGAAGCAGGAGCGGGAGGACAAGGGCGGGCGGGAGCCGCACGCCGCGGUGGAGGGGAUCGGCACGGCGGGUUCGGAGGAGGACACCCAAGACUUCUCCUCCGACGCCGCAGCAGCGAUGCUGCAGCGCAUGUACUCCCUGGGAGGCUUUCAAACGGAUCGUGCUGGCGACAGGACACAAACCUCCACCCCCUCGUGGUUGUUUUCGAUAAAUCCGGGGGAGGAGGACACGACGAACCCGCGGAGUGAGACGCCGCCUCCGACGGGAGAGCAGCAGCGGCAGUACGAGGGCAGAGACGCGAGGCCGCGCCCAAGCGAGUCGGACCUGUCGCAUCGGAUGGAGGAGAAGAGUACGCGGCUGGGGGAGCGCCUUCUCGAGACCCUCAGAACGAUCUCCACGCAGCGGCAUCGCAUCGCAGAGCUGGAGGCGCAGGUCCAGAAAGGGAAAAGGGAGGGAAGGAGCAGGAAAAAAAAGAAGCGGGCAGCUGAGUCCUCGGAUGAUGACGACGACGGCGGCGGCGGCGGGCAACGCCGUGGGGAGAGCGGCGGCCGCGUCACGAACGCAAGGCGCGGGAAGCAGGGCGCACCGGCUGCGCCCCGCCGCGACUCCUCGUGGGUCGAAGCCGGCUGGUCGACGGUGUCCACGAAACCCCCCAGCACCGCCUCCGCCCCGGACGAGCGGAGCAUAGCACCGGCGGGGGGCGUGCAGCGCGUGGAGCCGCAGGCGCAGCCCAAACAUCGGCAGUGGGAAGCGGGGACGAAGUCACCUGCUCGGGCCGCUCCGGGGCGGCCCAAGGCGGCGAUGCAGGAACCGUGGGGGAGGUCGCAGGCACGUCCAGAGGCUCCGCACACGCAGGGGCCUCGGCCGGUGACGCAAAAAGGACACGCGCGUGAGCCAUUGAAAGAGAAGGAUGAUUUGACGAAGUUGGAAGAAAUUUUUAGCACCAUCGCUGCGGCGAAGGCGUGCGGCGACGAGGAAGCAGCGGAACAGGCGCGCUCAAGGGCGCGUGUGGUGGCGCGGAGGCUUGCGGCGCAGCAGCUGGGAGCCAAAGGGCUGAAAAAGACGUUGCAGGAGGUGGAAGCCGCGACGCACGGCAGGUUUGACGGCUCCGUCGACACCCUGCGGCGGGCCCACUUGGAGGCCGUAAAGACCGCGGAGGAUGUUCUCAAGCGUGGGGAGGAGGCCAACGCAUACUCACAGGCGGUACUCGCCGCGUAUGCGACGGAGCAACAACUGCGCCGCUUGCCGCGAGCCGGAGUGGAGCAGGCAGCAACUGACGGCACGAGGGAGGCGGGCGGGCACCCUGGCGUCGCCACGACGUAUGAGGAAAACGACCUCGUGGACAGCUACGACAGUGGCGGCGGUGGUGAAGGGGGGGCGAGGCGUGCCGCCGCGCAGGGAGGGUCGCAUCCGGACCUUGAAGUCCCUUCGCAGGGCCUCAGACGACCGCAGCAGGAGAAACGAGACGAGGAGGAGCAAAGCCUGGGCAAGCCACGGUUGAAGCCGUAUAGCGUUCCGGAGGGCAAGGUUGCCCUACAGCCCACCCAAAUGGUGCUGCCUCCCGACGCCGUGAUGGACCCGCGCCGCGCCGCGGAAGAGGAAUCCAUGCGGACGCUUGGGCUCGAGUUGUGCCUGGACCACCACCAGACUCUGAUGCGUUUCCUGCGGCUUGUGGGUGGCUACGACGCCGCGCUGCGGUCCCUCCUGCAGGAGGAGGCGGAGGAGUCGGAGGGGCAGAUUGUAAAAACGUUGUCGCGCCAAGGCGGCAAGGUGGGCGCCAACUUUUUAAUCUCCAGCGACACGGCCCUCCUCGCGCGCCUCGCGGCGCUGCUUGGCGACGACGAGAGCCUGUCGCAGGCUUCCUCGACGCCGCAGCGUGAGCGGCGUCCCAGCUUUCGCGGGCGCCGCUCGAGCCGGUCCCUCUCGGACAGCCCGCGCUCGGUGAGCGGGUUUCUUGACACCUCGACCCCGCGCCGUCGUCACCGCAGCAGCAGCAGUGUGACUUUCCGUGGCCCGGGCGAACUGCUGGCGCCGGAGGAGGUGGCGAGGCUGCUGAACCGGCAGGACGUCACCGCGGAGGAGAUUCCCGCGUGGCUGCUGGACCUGCUCGAUAGUGGCGACGCGGAGGCCGCCGCGGCGCUGCAGGAGGACCCCAACGCCUCGCAGUGGGUGCGGGAUGUGCUGGUGAGCAUUGAGGCCGCGCGAAAGGAGCGUGGAAGGGAGCUGACGGAGCUCCUGCGCAAGCACCGGCAAAAGCUCAUGCGGGAGAGGCUGGAGAGAUCCCGGCGGGCGCGCGCGGCGCGGAACCGCCCCGGCAGCAGCAGCAGCAGCGACAGCGGUGGAAGCGGCGGGGGUGGUGGGAGCGAGGCGGUGACACCGACGGCGGGUCGUGCACCGCUGCGGCGUGUCCUAUCGCCCUCCGCGUACCGCUGCAACGUUCCGCCAGGGCAGCUGCGCUCGGUGCUGCGUUUUCGCUCGCUGCGCCACCAAAACGUCUUUCGGCUGGAGCCGAAUGGCGACGUGGCGACGGAGGUCUCGAGGCGGCUGCUGCGCAUGCAGCGCCGCGACGCCGAGGAGGAGGAGGAGGAGCGGGGCGUCCUGCCGCCGGUGGAGGCGCGGGGGCUGUCACGCGAGCAGCAGGCCCAGUUCCAGUCGGUGCACGGAGUUUCCAGCAGCCUGCCGCCGCCGCUUGAACCGCCGCCGCCGCCGCCGCCGGGCGCCGCGUUCGUGCGUGGCAGAGGCCGCUUCCCCGCCAGACACGGCGUCCCUCGCGAGGCGUUGGAGGAGGUGGACUACUCCCCCUUCACCCCAGAGGAGCUAGCGGACCGUAUCAUGUCGUACCGCCUCGCCUUCUCGCGACUCCAGGGGGGCGAGAGGCUUCCUGCGGGCGCGACGGCGGUGAUUCCCGGCUUCGCCAUCCCAGUCGCGGCGGCCUCCAUGCCGCCAGUCUCGCCCAGUGCCGACGGUAACACGCGCGGGCCCCUGCCGCACCGCCAGGGCUCGCUGGAGGCGUACUCCUCGUGGGUGUACGGCGUGCCGGCGGAGCAGCUGUUUCCGAUGCUGCGCGGGGUGGAGCCGGAGGCGGGCGACGCCGUCGUCUUCCUGCCCGCCUGCUCCUACGCCGACGGGGGCGGCGCGAACGUCACCCGCAACAUCGGCAACGCGUUUGUUCGGCGGAUGCUCGCGCGCGUGGAUUUGUUUUCCUCCCCCGCCACCCUUGCGGCGCGCCGGCUGAACGAGCAGCUGCGGUCGGCGAUGCCGGACUGGCAGAUGGGCGUCGUCGGCAGGUCCAUCGCCCCCGCCACCCGCGGGACUCGGGCGCAGCGCCCACAGUGA
Trypanosoma conorhini is the source of this 5034-nucleotide messenger RNA. RefSeq names its product putative dispersed gene family protein 1 (DGF-1). The record is from RefSeq and is a predicted model, not a curated record. NCBI's taxonomy places the organism in Eukaryota, Euglenozoa, Kinetoplastea, Trypanosomatida, Trypanosomatidae. The transcript has a single exon. Bases 1 to 5034 code for a protein of 1677 amino acids.